AUGUUAGGAGCUGCGUGUGCUCCUGAAAGCUCUUCAUACAGUAAUUCUAAGAUCGAGAUUCAAAUGAUUAAAGCUAUGCCACCGCGAAAGAAACUAAAGUCAAUCGCAUCUCCAGAAGCCAGUCUCGUUACACUUAAUGAUACUGAGACACCAGGUAACACAUUACAAGCCAAUAAUGUCCCGGAUAUCUUGAGAGACCCAUGGACAGAUGAACAAGAGACCUCACUUUUCAAAGGAAUAGUAAGAUGGAAACCAGCUGGAAUGCACAAGCAUUUUCGCAUGAUAGCAAUUUCCGAAUACCUCCGCAACCAUGGCUACGAUCCUACUGUAGAGACCCAUACUCGUAUUCCUGGGAUAUGGAAGAAGCUCCGAUCUUUGUAUAACCUUGAAAGUAUUGACUACAACGAGAACAAUCUUGAUUAUGCAAAGCCAGGCGAGAAAGCAGACGUUUAUCUCGAAUUUAAGUUGCCAGAGGAGUAUGAGGAGAUUCAAUUUAUGAGGGGUAGACGAAGCUCGUGCGAGGCUCCUAGUGAGACAGAAUCAUCACCAUCAGCUCCUCAUCCUCCAUUAGAACGUACUCCUUCGCCAGCGGUGGGACCGAGGAAUCGAAAACGAAAAGAAAAACUCAUCAAGCACCAGUCGAAUGCGGUGGACGAGACAGAUGAAAAUAGAUCUUCUCCAGCGCUUUCGCUACCUCCUAAGCCAGCUAGGAGAGGAAGACCGCCAGGGAAAACUUCGAAGAAUAAAAUAGAGCCUACUUCUCGUGCUCCAAGUACGACAAUAGAGGAGUAUGAUGAAGCAGAAGCAGUCGACGAUGAUGGUGAAGAUAAUUCAAUUGCUACAUCGAUAAAGGGUAAGGGCUCAAAAUUCAAAAACGAUCAUUCUAUCAUGCGGAAGAGUAGAAGAAAGAGAAGGUUUGAACAAACCUGA
This is a messenger RNA of Blumeria graminis f. sp. triticale, 930 nucleotides long. The record is from the annotation of a GenBank genome assembly. NCBI's taxonomy places the organism in Eukaryota, Fungi, Ascomycota, Leotiomycetes, Helotiales, Erysiphaceae.